This is a messenger RNA of Olea europaea var. sylvestris, 1524 nucleotides long. RefSeq lists its product as uncharacterized. The transcript has 5 exons. NCBI's taxonomy places the organism in Eukaryota, Viridiplantae, Streptophyta, Magnoliopsida, Lamiales, Oleaceae. The record is from RefSeq and is a predicted model, not a curated record. Gene Ontology annotation, molecular function: glycosyltransferase activity. The annotation marks the transcript as partial.
UAAUAGUUUUCUUCAUCUUGACUCAGUGCAUUUUAAGCAAAAUAGUGGCACUUGUAGGUGCAUUUUUUUCAUCAAAGUGUGCAACUUCUGCUUAACUUGUAAGUAAAGAUGUAUGAUCCCAUAUUUUCAAAAAGCUUUAGCAAAUAUGAGCGCAAACGAUUUGGGUUUUGUGCAUUCUUCAUAAGCUUGAUUGUUGCAUUGAGCAUUUGCUCAACUUUCAAGCCUCAUUUACAUCCCUUAUCAAUCAUUGGUGAUGCUGUGAAUUUGCAGUUGUCAAUUGAUGACAUUCAGGACAUGCUUGAAUUUAAUAAUACAAGUGAGAUUUUGCUGCCAACAGAUGACAAUGCUGCAUUAGGGAUUACAAGAAAUGCUGCUCGAGAUAUUGUUAUAGUUAACAACACGAGCGAAAGCUCUCGACCAACAAUUGAAAAUGCUGCGAAUUUGUCUAUCAUCAAGACCGUUCCGGAUAAGCUUAUAGUUAACGACACGAUUGAAAGCUUCCACCCAACAGCAAUUGAAAAGACGAAAAUUGAGCCAAUAUGCAGCAUUUUAGAACCAAUGGCCGACUAUUGUGAUAUCGAAGGGGACGUAAGGAUUCAAGCGAAUUCUUCCACCGUGUUUUUUGUCACGUCUGGUAUAAACGUCUCAGCUGGAAACAAUUCUUGGCGUGUUCAACCUUACGCGAGAAAGGCGAAUUUAGGGGCAAUGAAGUUUGUUAAGAACUGGACAGUAACAUUAGCAAAUAAUAAGGAUGACAUUCCGAUGUGUACUAAAAAUCAUAGUUUUCCAGCCAUCCUUUUCUCAGUUGGAGGAUAUACAGGUAACCAUUUCCAUGAUUUCUCAGAUUUGGUUAUUCCAAUAUAUUCGACAUCGUUGAGGUUCAAAAGGGACGUACAAUUUCUUACGACUGAUACAAAACCGUGGUGGGUAUCAAAAUUCCGAGGAUUUCUUAACAAACUAUCCCGACAUGAGAUCAUCGACAUAGACAAAGAAAAAGAAGUCCAUUGCUAUACAAAAGUCAUCGUUGGCCUUAAAUCUCACAAAGAGCUUAUAAUCAAUCCAUCAAAAUCUCAAAACAAUGAAUUGUCGAUGCACAACUUCAGACAGUUCCUUCGACAAAUUUAUUCACUUGAGAGAGCAAAGGCAAUCGAGUUGAAGAAGGGGGAGGAAAAAAGGCCUCGUUUGAUGAUUGUAUCAAGGAAAAGGACUCGUUUUGUAACUAAUGAGGCUGAAAUAACUGGACUGGCUCGCAAAAUGGGAUUCGAAGUUAUUGUAGAUGAGGCUAAUCAUUCGACAAACCUUUCAAGAUUUGCACAAAUUGUGAAUUCUUGUGAUGUACUAGUGGGAAUUCAUGGAGCUGGAUUAACAAACAUGGUUUUUCUCCCGGAUAACGCUGUUUUAAUCCAAAUAAUUCCAUUAGGGGGCAUUGAUGGAUUUGCUAGAACAGAUUUUGGAGAACCAUCUGAUGGUAUGAACUUAAAGUACUUGGAAUACAAGAUUAAGGUCAAAGAGAGUUCUUUGAGU